CGGGACGCGAGCGAGCGAGCGAGCGAGCGGCGCGGCAGCCGAAGCAACGCAAAAACGACACCAACGGGUGGAUUUUUAAGUCCGCUUCCCUUCGCCUUCCCCGUCUCCUCUCCCCGUGCCCUCCCCAUCCUUUUUUUUUACCCGCCCGCCCGCCAGCCGCCGUUUCGGUUGCUCGGCUGGGGGAGCACCAGCGCUCGAAGUCUAUGGCGGCGUCGGCGAGGGCGUGCUUGGUUGCGCUGGCGCUGGUGGCCGCGCUCAUCCUCGACGGACCAGCGGCAGCGGCGGCGGAGGAGGGGAAUGCCGGAGGCCGCGGGUCGCUGACGCUGAGGCAGCGCCGCCGGCAGCUGCUACGGCAGCGGCAGGUGCGCAGCCACCUCAAGCGCCUCAACAAGGCGCCGCUCGCUACCAUUCAGAGUCCAGAUGGAGACAUCAUAGACUGCGUGCAUAUCUCCAAGCAGCCUGCCUUGGAUCACCCCUUCCUUAAGAACCACACCAUCCAGAUGCGGCCUGCAUACCACCCGGAAGGUCUGUAUGAUGAGUCCAAGGUUGCAUCGCAGCAGAACGCCCAAACAAUCACCCAAAUGUGGCAUCAGAAUGGCAGGUGCCCCGAGAACACGAUACCGAUCAGGAGGACCAAGGAGGAGGACGUCCUGAGGGCCAGCUCCGUCAGGAGGUAUGGCAAGAAGAAGGGCAAGACUACCGCGAACCCCAUGUCGGUUGACCCUGACAUGCUCAACGAGAGCGGCCACCAGCAUGCCAUAGCAUAUGUGGAGGGCGAUAAGUACUAUGGCGCCAAGGCUACCAUCAAUGUGUGGCAACCGAAGAUCGAGCAGGCUAAUGAGUUCAGCCUGUCCCAGCUCUGGAUCUUGGGGGGCUCCUUCGGACAGGACCUCAACAGCAUCGAAGCAGGAUGGCAGGUUAGCCCAGACCUGUAUGGAGACAACAACACUAGGCUCUUCACCUACUGGACUAGCGAUGCGUAUCAAGCAACAGGAUGCUACAACCUGCUGUGCUCGGGGUUCAUCCAGAUAAGCAAUCAGAUCGCCAUGGGCGCCAGCAUCUUCCCUAUCUCCAACUAUGGUGGUUCCCAAUAUGACAUCAACAUUUUGGUCUGGAAGGACCCAAAGGAGGGCAACUGGUGGUUGCAGUUCGGGAACGACUAUGUUCUGGGCUACUGGCCGUCCUUCCUCUUCUCCUACCUGGCCGACAGCGCCUCCAUGAUCGAGUGGGGCGGCGAGGUGGUGAACUCAGAGCCCGACGGCAGUCACACCACCACACAGAUGGGCAGCGGACACUUUCCGGAGGAAGGGUUCGGCAAGGCCAGCUACUUCAGAAACAUCCAAGUGGUGGACUCGACCAACAACCUCAAGGCGCCAAAGGGCGUGGGAACCUUCACCGAGCAAUCCAAUUGCUACGACGUGCAGAACGGCAACAAUGGUGACUGGGGCACCUACUUCUACUAUGGCGGCCCCGGGAAGAACUCUAACUGUCCAUAGUGAAGAUUGAAACCGCCUAUCAGGAGCCCUAACACCCUCUUUGACACCUCUGUAUUACCAUCCAGUAAAUUAGUUUAUACUACCUCAUUUUCUUCAUUUUUUCUCUCUUGGUUUUGGUUUUGUUUUACUCUUUACCUCUACCCCUAGUUUAUUAACUUCUAGGUGAGUGAGCGUGUGUUGACAUGCAUGUGAGAUUGUUCUCUCUGCCUCAGAGAGAGAGAGAGAGAUGUUGGUCGUCUGGUUCGUUCUAGGGAGGAGGAAAGGACUGUGGUCAAGUUCAGUAAAAAAAAAGGACUGUGGUCAAGUUUCUGAAGAGAAACAGGCCUGUUGGUUUGGUUGUGCCUAGUGUCUGUCAAAUAGUUUUGUUUCCUUCACCCCAUACCUUCGACCCUGUCAAGUUGAAUCGGAUUUGUUAAUUGUUGGUGACUGUGA
Molecule: messenger RNA, 1928 nt
Organism: Sorghum bicolor (sorghum)
Lineage: Eukaryota; Viridiplantae; Streptophyta; Magnoliopsida; Poales; Poaceae
Exons: 7
Coding region: 204-1496 (430 amino acids)
Source: RefSeq, a predicted model, not a curated record